This is a messenger RNA of Fomitopsis serialis, 1068 nucleotides long. Its product is annotated as GroES-like protein. The transcript has 6 exons. Gene Ontology annotation, molecular function: oxidoreductase activity, acting on NAD(P)H. Bases 1 to 1068 code for a protein of 355 amino acids. NCBI's taxonomy places the organism in Eukaryota, Fungi, Basidiomycota, Agaricomycetes, Polyporales, Fomitopsidaceae. The record is from RefSeq and is a predicted model, not a curated record.
AUGGACGGACAUACUCCCAUCCCAGCCACGAUGAAGGCCGUUGUUGUCCAGAAGGGAAAGAAGGCCGUUGUGCAGGACCACCCGGUCCCCACCCUCGGCGACGAUGACAUCCUCGUGAAGGUUGUCGCUGUCGCACAAAAUCCGGCAGACUGGAGAUUCGUCGACGUUGUGCAGAAUGCGGGGACGGUCCUCGGGUGCGACUGGUCUGGGCACGUCGUGCAGCAGGGCAAGAACGUCACAUUUCCGGAGCUCGGCAUGCACGUCGCCGGUUUCGCGAUGGGAGGUACUUAUGUCGACGGCGGCGCGUACUCGGAGUACGUCAAGACCCCCGCGGUGCUUGCGUGGAUCGUUCCGGAGGGGACUCUGAGCCAUGAACAGGCUGCAACCGUCAGCGUGGGGCUUUUCACGGCAGUACAAUGCUUGUACCAUCCACAGCGUCUAGCGCUCGUAGAGCCACCGGAGAAGGCGGACGGCACCGAAUGGGUAUUCGUGCAUGGGGGAAGUUCUUCGGUGGGCCAAUAUACCAUUCAGCUUGCACGCCUCUCAGGAUACAAGGUUGUCACGACUGCGUCUCCCAAAAACUUCGACCUCGUCAAGGCUCUGGGGGCAGAUGCGGUGUAUGACUACAAGAGCGCCGACGUCGUCGACGCCAUAAAAAAGGUGACGGAAAAUGGCGUGCGCUAUGCGGUUGACACUCAGAGCACGAAGGAGACCCAAGAGCUCUGUGCACGCUGCAUGGGAGCCAACGGAGGGAAGCUCAUCCUAAUGUUCCCGCCGACGUUCAAGGCUAAGAAGCUCCGCAAAGACGUGGAAUUCAUCCACACUUUGUUGUAUACCGCGUUCGGCCGCCCUUUUUCGCUCGGUCCGCAGGCGAAGUACGCCGUGCAGCCCAAUGACAAGGCGCAAAUCGCGGCAUUCAUGAAGAAGAUGCCCCAGCUCCUGCGCGAUGAUUGUAUCGUGACGAAUCGCAUAAAGCUGUGGGAGGGCGGGCUGCAGGCGAUACCCGAAGGUUUGCAGUACAUGAGGGAAGGGAAAGUUAGUGCGGAGAAGAUCGUUUACCAUUUGUGA